Paramecium pentaurelia is the source of this 901-nucleotide messenger RNA. NCBI's taxonomy places the organism in Eukaryota, Ciliophora, Oligohymenophorea, Peniculida, Parameciidae. The record is from the annotation of a GenBank genome assembly.
AUGAAUUAAAAAAAUAAGUAAUAUAAGACAAUCAAAUUCAUUGAAGUCACAUAUGAAAUGUUAAAUGUAAAAUUAUAAUAUAUUUCACAAGCAAAAAGAGAACAGUGACAUUAUAAGAUGGGAUGAAGAUGGAAUGAGAAUUCAAAUUCUUGACAGAGAACUAUUAUAAGAAUAAGUUCUACCUAAAUAUUUUAGGCAUGCUAAUUACUCUAGCUUCUUGAGGUUAAAGCAUACUUUUCAUAUUUUUAGAUAACUUAAUAUGUAUGGAUUUAAAAGUAGUAAGGAUCAAUAUGGAUCUAUAACAUAUUAUCAUCCAAGUUUUGCAAAAUAAAAAGUUCUUAUGAGAAAUAUAUUUAAAAAGAAACAUUAAAAAGAAGAUAAAAAUGAUACUAACAGUUUUUUUAUUGAUUAAUCUGAGUUACAUAAUUAAAUCAAAGCAUUGUAAUGUGAAUAAGUAAAGAUAUAACAAAAGCUUUUGUCCUCAAUUGAAUAUUAAAUUAAAAUUAAACAUAGCAUUAAACUAUUUCUUCAAGUAAAAUUAUACUAAAUUAUUUUAAGACUUAGCUUUCUUUAGCAUAAGAAGGUGAAAAAAAUUGUAGAUUAUUUAUUGAAAGUAUUAGGUAUUUAGUAAAAGGAAUGAAUUGUGAGUCAUGUAAUUAUCAUUUAAAUAUAUUAUUUAGAAAAUACUUUUGAAUUAUUAUUAAAAUAAUUGUUUCCAUAAUUUGUUUAAGAACAUCCAUAAUAAAUCUAAGUUAUAAAUGAGAUGGAAGAAUAAAGCAUUUAAUAUUUAUUUUCACCUACUCCUUUUGGAAGAAUUGAUUUUGAUUAAGAAUACAUCUCAUUUACUUAAACCUCUUUAGAAUUGGAAAGAGAGUUUUCAGGAUUUGGAUUUGAACUCUGA